AGUAGUCAGUCUCUUCUCUCAGGUGAUCCUACUAUCUUUAGCGUCCGCAGAUACCUUUUAAGUAUAUUUCACUGCCACAUGCAGUCGGAUUUAGCUACCGUCAUCCAUAUUCUUCUCAGACUCAACAAAUGUUUUCGGAGCUUUUCAGGAUUUCCGAUUAUUUGAUACGUUUCUUCAAAAUCACUCCAUUAGGCCUACAACAAGAUUUUCUGUGUGGGUGGUUUUUAGUACAAUAUUUGGAAGUCAAUGUCGACCUUAAGCUUAAGAUAAUAUGUUGUUUUAGGUGAUAUAUAUCACCUAUAUAUAUAGACUACAGUCUAUAGACUAUUUGUGUACAUCCUCAUUAGUCUUCUUUUCCUUUUCUGGACGAACUUUGAUUAAAGAAUGUGGCUUAUAGACCUCAACAUUUGGUUCAUAACUGUUGUGUACCACGUGUAGAUUAGCCCAAUCGGAAAAUUGUGCGAACGAAAAGCUACAUUUUUGAAAAAAGGCUGAUAAAAAGUGAGAAACCUUUUUCAUGUAGGGAGAUAAAUAAAAUAUAGGCUAAAAAAGAAAACAGCGGAAAACUUUCUUGUCCGCGAAAGGUUGUACCUGCUUCGGUUUAACUAGAUAGAAUCAGGAGUUAUUACAAACCCCCACAAAACUACACUGUUGUUGUUACCAGCAGUCGUUCAGCGAUGAUCGUGUUCGAAGACAAAACUUCAUAUUAUGCUUUGAUUAAAAAGGUGAUUUAUGGUAUACUGGGACAAAACCACUCUCCCCAAUAUGCUCAGUACUUAUUCUUUCACAGUUAAACCUAUAUUGUAAUAACGUAAAAGACUAGCAUAUAACCCUGGGGCUUUCGCUCUGCAUAAUAUGACCUUUUUAUAUAUUGCCGCUUUCAGAACGUUUCCAGUUGGUCUAAGCUCAAAGUACGUUGUACGGCAAUGCUGCAAAUAACACUGCAUAUACUUAUCGCUAUAUUCCUGUAUAUCAGCACACUAAAACAAGAUUGUGUACAUACAUAAAGUCAAAAAGGCAUUUUUCGUAUUGUGUAUUUACCUCAUCAAAUUUUUCUGUUACCCCAGUAGCAGUAGCAACUAAGACAGCCAUAGUUCCCUUCACUGCUGGUUUGAAACAAAGAUGGGAGGUGGUUGCAUGUCGUUGCUAAACUUUAUUUGUUUUUAUAUGCUAAUGACAUUUUGAGUUGCAACUUCUCAUGGAUCCCCGCUUUGUAGGAUGUAUCAUUUUCAACCAAACAUGUGGCUCAACUUUUCAAAUUCGAUUCUGCUAAUGCAGUAAACAAAGGAGACUAGUUUUCGAAAUAUCCACAUUGUCGUCCCAAAAAUCUUGUUAAAUGCAUCUGCUGCAUCUCAGUCUCACGUUGAGAUCACUACAUCAUGCAAUCUUUAUGGAGUUUUCUGUGUUAGAGACUCAAAACAACUGUUUUGCCAGCUUUUUGCUACUGUAACUCAAUGGAUACUAAAAGUUAGGCAAGAGAUACAGGGCCAAUAAAAUUUCAUUUAUUUUCAACUUAAAGUGGCUUUGUCACAUUCUCGCCUCCAGUUUUAGUAAUAUAGGAUCGUUUUAUGGGUUGAAUAUCGUAUGUAGCUUGGUUACUGCAUAAGCUUAGAAGAAUUCUAGUUUCCAAAUGGAGAUACUGCUUAGGCAUUCAUUUAUGGGCUCGAGUCCCACCUUACGUAUUCCAGUCUGGGUAACUGCGUAGUAUCAUCAUCUCUCACGUGAAAAGUGUGGCUCUUAGCCUAAUACAUGAGAAAUCUGUUCUAAUUAAUUGAGCCUUCAAAUAUUACCAAAUCGUUCAUCAAGUCAGUUUUGUUUUAUAUUAUUACUAUAGGUACUACCAUGAGCUGUAAUAAACAAAGUCACCCAGGUGACUCAGAAAAACCGCUUCAUGAAACAAAUGAAAUGGAGAGGAUACAAAAAGCCAUUUGUGAAAACUUCGACAAGUCAAUUGUAUUAUGGAGUCCAGGUGAUAUCAGCAGCAUGGUCUUAAGUGAGGGUUUCAAUCUACACAGAAUGCCAAAGAAUUACCUUACUAGAAAGUCAUAUAUUGAGAAACUUAUUUAUCAUGCAACAAUGUCUGACUCAUUGAAAUCCCCUUUUGCUGGUUUCAAAGUAGCCAAUGACUACAUAGAAGAUCUGGACAAUAUCGAUGUAAUCAGUGGGAUCAAGACGUUUAAGUCAUUUAUCCGAUCAUUCUUCAAAAAUAAUACCCGUUCGUCGACCAUAAUCCAUAGGGUUGGUGGCACAUGGCUACUAGAUGAAUUCGAUAUUGAUUCGUUCUUGUUAACCGGUGGAGAAUGCCGUGAGUGGUUAUGGCUCCGCGAGUUUUUAAAGAAAGAAGAUUAUCGUUUAUGUUUAGACUCGCUUUCGCGGAGCGUUUUGAUUUCUCACGAUCUUGAGUCAAAAUUCCUAUAUCAUACGGUCUUCCAGUUACCCGAACUUGGGCUACGAAAGAUGCGAACUUCACAGCCAAAGAGUUUGCCUUCAUCAGGUGAAAAUGAUUAUAUUACCAAUGAAGUUACUCAAGAUGUAGUUCUCAAUAACUUUGGGCUAAGUUCGGAUGUGGACGAAUAUUCCUAUAUAUUAGAUUCUGCAUCUACAGACGGUGUAGCUAAGGCUACUAGUGCAAACCAAAGUAAUAAGAGUCAGUCGUUCCGGUCAUCAUGGGUCACAAACCCAGAUAUGUAUCUCCAUACUGCUGAGUGGCAGUUAAAAGAUUUAAGCUUUCUUGUAGGCUCUGAUAUGCCUAUUUUUGGUACACCAAAACACCCAUGUAUCAGCUUGAAGUUAAGCCCACUGCAUGAGUCUAUUAAUGUUCUCACUGGUGUAGAUGUUUGGUUAGAAAAUAUUAUCAAUGAAGUUCCCGAAGUUGCCAUGUGUUACCACCAUGAAGGUAUUGUAAUGCAAGAGUACGAAAUUUACAAAACUUGUGAAAUUCCAUCGAUUGUCGGAUUUGAAACUGAACAAAUUAACCGAAUAAUACGUAAUUUAAUCAUGUUUUUGAAACGGAAUGCAACACAAGAGGGACAUACCUACUGGUUAGUGAAAGAACCUGGUCUAGGGGUAGUGAAACUUUAUGAUCUAACAACUUUGGGCUACAAAGAAUUUCUGAAUAAAUGUGCACAAGACCCUCAUAGUCGAGAAGCAUAUAUGAAAGAUAACAAUCCAUUUAUUCUGCCUGUUGCUACAUUAUGCUAUAAGUUAGCUGAAAGACGCGUCAAAGAGUAUACAGACUAUCGUGAAGCGCAAAUUCUUCAGUCAGCCUCUGAAUCAUAUACUGCAUCAGCAACAACACAACCACCACCACCGCCAUAUUCAUCUGAAGGUGGUUUCGAUGAAGUAAAUACAGUAAUAGAUGCUUUACGCUUAUUAAAGAAUUGUUUAAAUUUAAUAUCAAUUCAUGAAAAUUUAUCAUAUCCAUCAGAUAUGUCAAAAUUAUCAUUCACCUCAUCGUUCUCACAACAUACAUCUCCAGGAGUAAAUGAUUUAAAAUUUCGUGCUGUAGUCUUACUCUGUCGACUGUAUUCAAUUACGCCUACAAGUGUUAUUACAACAUGCUUUAAAAAUUUACAAGGAUUAAUCUGUUCAAGUCGUGAGACAGUUAGCGUUGAUAUUGAACAGUUUGGAAGAUGUAUAGAUUCGUCUGACUUGAAUGCAUUCACUUUAUCUGAUGAAACUGGAGGAAAUAUCUCAUCAUCAUCACCAUCAUCAUCAUCAUUGGUCCCAGUCAAUUCUAAUCGUGGUUACUUAGGCUCAAUGAUUAUAGAUGCAUUCAGGAAGUCAAACACAUCUCAGCUUUCUCAGUUGGCCAUUUCUAUUCUUGGUGCUUGUGGUCAAAAUUUGCCUUAUAAACACUCUUGUCUGACCAAUACAGAUGAUCAGGAUAAAAUGCUUACACCAUAUUCAUCUUCAAGUAGUCAUCAUCGCCUAAAUAACAGUGUUCAUGAUAAGAACAGUGAUGCUAACAUUAACGAUACACCAGAUAAUAACAAUAAUGAUAACAGAACAAAUGAAUCACAAACUUUUUCUUUACCAUUAACAAUAUUAAAAUCUUAUAUUGGCAAAUCAGAAGAAUUAUGGUUUACAGUUUAUCAACAAAUGCAUAAUGCUGAUACAGUGUUAAAUAUCUCUGUUAUUGAAUCUUUAAAAAUGAUAUUUCGUUAUACUCUACCUGCUUUAAUACUUCUUGAACACUUAGUUCCAGACGCAUAUACACAUAUACACUCAUUGACGAAUGAAUUAUUGUCUACAGAAAAAUUUGUUUGUCCAUAUUGUUCUUCUUGUGAUAUCAUUAAAAAUCCAUUGGAUCAUCGGUGUCUUAAUGAUACUUUAUUUAUGAUUAGCUGUUUAUUUUCUGCUGCAUUCAUAUCCUAUUCAGAAGCUUUAAAAAGAAUUAAUCCAGUACAUUUAAGUCAUCAUCAUCAUCAAAUGAUAAAUACUAAUUGUAAGGAAGAAAUAACUACUGUUGAUACAUUUAUUAUGCAAUCAGCUUGUGAACAAAGUAAAUUACAAAUGGAGAAUUAUCUGCAUGCUGCUCUGAUGGGACCAGUUAAAUUAUCACCCAGAGUAUCAUCAUCACCACCAUCGUCAUCAGUGAAUGAAGAAAUAAAUGCUGGUUCUUGUUCGCUUAUGACAAGAUAUGAGAAUUGGUUCAAAAUUUUAAAUUUAGCAGCUUGUUGUUUACAACGUGUAUUUUUACAAUCGUCUCUUCAUCAUCAUCCUCAUCGUCUUCCCAAUAAACCAAAUAAUCAAUUAAAACGAUAUAAUAAAACUCUAACGUGUGAUUCAAAGUUGUAUAUGACCAAAUUGAAGAUAACCAAUGAUUGGUGGCCAGUUCUAAUGAAUAUGUUUGUCUGUAGUCUACGUGGUAUGUGGUUAGAAUGUAUCAGUACAAAUGAGGAUGAAGAUACUAACUUGAAAUUCAAUCAAAUUCUAGACCAAUAUCUGUCUAUAAUAUCGUCUAAUCCACUUGAAUGUAUGAAUACUACUACUGCCAAUGACAAUUUGAGUAGUAUGAAUAUAACAUCCUAUUUAUUAAAUGAUACAAAUGAAUUUCAAUUAUUCAAAUUACUUGCAUUAUACUCUCAAUCAUCACCAUCAUCAUCGCCGUCGUCAUCCUCUUUACUCUGGGCAAACAAAUUAAGUUCAUUAUAUAAGUGGAGAAAAAGCCAAGAAUGUAGUCUACCUAUGGAAACAUUAUUUUUUAAUCAACAAGUUGAAAAUAAAUUAGUAACAAAUAAUAAAAAGAUGAAUGUCAAUGAUCAAUUCUCAUUAACAUCUGUAUGUUUAGCAAGAUCUAUUGAAGCAUUGUUGCAUUAUCAGAUAAGUCAAACACACUCAAGUAAUCAACAACACCAGCAUCAACAACAUCAAUCGUCUGUACAAUUUUGUGUUGAUUUAUUACGUACAGGGAAUGAAUAUCUGGCGAUUACUUUAGAAGAAUUCAAAUCUUUUAAGGGUGAUAAAGCUGAAUAUCUAGACAUAAUAAAUAAUGUAUUGAAACAGAUAUUACGUCAUCUUCCAUCAGAUCUUACACCAUAUUCAACUUCUUCGUCAACAACAACUACAGCAACAACAACAUCGUCGUCCGGUUUAUCUGAUAACUCGAUUGUUAAUAAAGAUAUUCUACGCCUAUUUGUUAAUUUACGCUUGCAUCAAUUAUAUUUAACGUUAUUACGUCAUCAACACGGGGUAACAUUUAAACGUGGAAAAUCACAAACACCAGCUUGGUCUACAAUGAUUACACAGACUAGAACAACAUUGGACUGGCAUUCUUCUUAUAUAACUAAUAUCAUUUCUAAAGAAAAUGAUAAAAUUAAUCUAGACGUACAAGAUAUUAUUUUACAUGUGAAUUUAUUAAGUCAUCUUGUAAAUUUACAAACUGUUAAUCAGAGUGUACUAUCCCCAUUUGGCAUUCAAACUAUUCUCCGUGAUAUUUAUCGAAUUCAACCUAUCCUAGGCAUACUGAAUGACAGUGUAGACUGUUCCACUCCAGAUGUAUACAACAAUUUACAAGGUCCAUUGAAUUCAAUUUCUCAUAAUUUACAUCAGUUAUGCGAUACAUUAAUACAAAAAUUACAAAACAGACGUGAUAACAAAUCUGAACAAAAAUCAACUAUUAUCCAGAAUACUAAAAAGAAGAAUAAGCAAAAAGUUAAAAAGUCACAAGAAGAAACAUCAGAAAUUACUUCUCCAGAAUCUCUGUUAUUAUCUAACAUAAAGCAGGUAGAUGAUGUCUAUUCAAAAUCGAAAUUAAGCGUUGACAUAAGAGAAAAUGAGUACAAUAUCUUUAAAGGUAAUUGUCAAAUGUUAAAGCAACAAAUUGACCACCUAGAGAAGUAUUUAAGUGGAUUAUAAGACUUAUCUACACCUUGAUACUUACCUUGCACUUUCAACCCUCUUUAUCCCUCUGUAAAUUUCCUUUUGUAAGAGAUCUAUUCUUCAAUUAAACUUAUUUUUAGACUUCUAAUAUUUUUUGCUAUUAAAUACUCGUUUGUUUCUAGGUGUUACUAUAUCCAACUAUCAUUAACAAGGUGAAAGCUAAUCAGUUUACUUCGAUAAUAUAUGUAAAAGAAGUAGGUGUCUAGCACUGCGUGCGUGUGUGAGUCGGCGGUUCAGCUGUAGAAUACUCCCCAACCACCCCUGAGAUUACAUCCCCGG
Molecule: messenger RNA, 6663 nt
Organism: Trichobilharzia regenti
Lineage: Eukaryota; Metazoa; Platyhelminthes; Trematoda; Strigeidida; Schistosomatidae
Source: the annotation of a GenBank genome assembly